UCAAUUUUAUGGCAAAAGCACAAAAACAAGUACAAAAAUUUCAGUAAAUGUUACUAUUAUUGAUUUUCCCCAGUCGCGAUUCGAAAUUGAGCGUAAAACCCAGCGAAUCAGCUGUUUGGCGGCAACGACGGCACAACAAAACAAUUAAUAUCCGCCGCAGCCGCAAAACAAAACAAAUAAAAACAACAACAAAAUAAGUGAACAACAAUAACAAAAACAAAACCAACUGCGCCGCGAUAAAAUUGUUUGCCAAUAAGAAUCGGGCUUAGUGCGGAUUGGCAUCCGAAAGAUACAGGAACGUGGUGGUUGCAGCUGCACCGGGAAGACGAUGGUUUUCUUCAAGUUCUUGAAGAGCAAACUCUCACAAUUUAUGACGAAGACAAAUCGCUUGGUGAUUUUGAGGCAUGGCGAAAGUGAUUUCAACAUAGAGAACAAAUUCUGCGGCUGGCAUGAUGCGCCAUUGAGUGAUUUCGGCGUGCAGGAGGCCCUGACUGUGGCGAUUCCAGCGCUCUCCCAAUCCCAGUUGGAAUUCGACGUAGUCUACUCAUCCGUACUGAGCAGAUCCCGUCAAACGGCAGAACUGAUCCUCUCCAAGUUGAACUGCGCCUACGUGCCCAUAAAGGAGGAUUGGCGACUGUGCGAACGGCACUACGGAAAUCUGACAGGUUGCCGGAAACGAACCGUAGCCGAUCGCUAUGGCGAGGAGCAGGUUCAGGCGUGGCGACGUGGAUACGACUGCGUACCGCCGUUCAUUGAGGAGAGCAAUCGGUACUUCUACACCAUUUGCAGCAAUCCCAUAUUCGAUGAUGUUCCUCGCGGGGAGUUCCCCCUCGCGGAAUCCCUACACAUGUGCGUCGAUCGGGUGAAACCCGUGUGGAAGGAGGUCAGGCGGGAGGUGCUCAAAGGCUCCCGGGUACUGAUGUGCGUCCACGGUACUGUGGCGCGCGCCCUCGUCCAGCACAUUGAGGGAAUCUCCAACGAGGCCAUCGAAAAGGUUAACAUUCCAAAUUGUGUGCCACGCGUUUACGAGUUCGAUUUGAGUACUGGAGGCUUGGUUGGAGCUGCCAUCAAUCUGGGGGAUCAGGAGUACAUCAGACGGAAGACAGCCCAGGUGGCAGCCAUUGGUGACUGAUUGCGGAGCACUCCGAUCGACUUUUGUGGAAUUUACAUCGAUAUGUGGCCGUCUGCAUUUACUUAAGCCUCUACCGUUUUAAGUCUGAGGAGAUCGGCUGAUAAGGAUAUUAUGACUACUAUUUAUUCGUCUACCCCAUCUGAUAUUUUCGGCCAAAAAUAUACAAUUUAUACAAAAUAUAUACGAUGGAGAUGAUAACAUAUACAUAAAUGUAAUAAAAAUAAGUUAUUUCGUUUCAUAAAUACCAAUUGGAUGCUACACCCAAUAAAAA
Messenger RNA from Drosophila santomea, 1403 nucleotides. RefSeq names its product phosphoglycerate mutase 2. The transcript is spliced from 4 exons. Lineage: Eukaryota; Metazoa; Arthropoda; Insecta; Diptera; Drosophilidae. The coding region runs from base 329 to 1132 and encodes 267 amino acids. The record is from RefSeq and is a predicted model, not a curated record. Gene Ontology annotation, biological process: glycolytic process. Gene Ontology annotation, molecular function: intramolecular phosphotransferase activity.